Molecule: messenger RNA, 4218 nt
Organism: Thlaspi arvense
Lineage: Eukaryota; Viridiplantae; Streptophyta; Magnoliopsida; Brassicales; Brassicaceae
Source: the annotation of a GenBank genome assembly
CAAUACUGGGAAUUUAGCGGCCAAUCAUUAACUCUCUGCUCUGUCGUCUUCUGUGUUCCAAUUUUCGUUCCAUCUCCUUUCUUUGAAGCUCUUCUGCGUCAGCAAUGGCGUCUAGAACCAAGUGAAACGGGUUUGAUGGAGACUCCUCGUAGUAAACCAUCACCACCACCUCCUCGAGUUAGUAAACUCAAUGGUGCUAAAUCCGAUGGCAAUUCGGCUUCCCCGGUACCAAAUACACGUCUUUCGCUCGACCGUUCUCCUCAAACAGUUAGCUCAAAGCUUGCUCGGACUGCUAGAGUUCCUACACCCGAGGCAAUAUUGGGAGAUCGAGAAGAUCAAGAUUACGGAAAUCAAGAAAUACUGAAAUAUAAAGUGCAAUCACGGUUGGUAAAAGGGUCGGAGCUUCAGGCGCAGUUGAAUCAAAUCCAGGAGGAGUUAAAGAAAGCUGAGGAGCAAAUAGCAUUGCUCAAGAAAGAGAAAGCUAAAGCCAUAAAUGAUCUUAAAGGAUCAGAGAAACUCGCAGAAGAAGCCAGUGAGAAACUCAGGGAGGCAUUAGCUGCUCAGAAACAAGCUGAGGAGAGUUUCCAGGUCGAGAAAUUCCGAGCUGUUGAACUGGAGCAGGCUGGACUCGAAGCAGAAACGUCGAGGAACGAGCUAGAGAAUGUUAGAAGCCAGCACGCGUUGGACAUCUCAGCUCUCCUCUCUACCACAGAAGAACUCGAGAGGAUCAAACAUGAAUUGGCUAUGACCGCCGAUGCUAAAAACAAGGCGCUAAGCCAUGCCGAGGAAGCGACCAAGAUUGCUGAAAUCCACGCUGAGAAGGCCGAGAUUCUUGCUUCGGAGUUAGGUCGGUUAAAGGCGUUACUCGGUUCAAAGGAAGAAAAGGAAGCUAUUGAAGGUAACGAGAUUGCUUCUAAACUGAAGUGUGAAAUUGAAAUGUUGAGAAAGGAGCUUGAGAAAGUAAGUAUACUUGAGAGUAGUAUGAAAGAGAGAGAAGGAUCAAUAGAACAGCUUAACGUUGAUCUAGAAGCUGCUAAAAUCUCUGAAUCUUCAGCUAAUGUUUUGGCAGAAGAAUGGAAGAACAAGGCUCAUGAACUUGAGAAACAAGUUGAGGAAUCAAAUAGGUUGAAGAUAUCUGCUUCAGAGUCUAUGGAGUCAGUUAUGAAGCAGUUUGCUGAAUGUAAUCAAGUUCUGCAUGAGACGAACUCAGAUAAUUCAGCACAAAAAGAAAAGAUUGAGGAUCUAGAGAGAACAAUUGAAGCGCAGAGAAAAGAUCUCGAGGAAUCUGUACGACAGGUUUGCGUUGCUGAAGAAGAAGCUUCUAAGAUGGAAAAACUUGUUGAAUCAAUAAAAUCUGACCUUGAGAUCUCCCAAGAAGAGAAAACUAAAGCCUUGGACAACGAAAAGGCUGCAACUUCAAAUAUUCAGAGUCUAUUGAAUGAAAAGGCGGAACUUUCGGUAGAGCUGGAACGAUGUAAGAUGGAAGAAGAGAAGAGCAAGAAAGAUAUUGGGAGCUUAACGUUGGCUUGGCAGGAAGCAUCUACUGAAGCAAGGGAAGCUAAGGAGAAGCUCUUGGCAGGUCAAGUGGAGCUCGAGUGCCGCGAAGCCGAGGUUGAAAGUUUGAAGUUGGAUUCAAAGGAGACAAAUGAAAAGUAUGGAAAAAUUCUUGAGGAAGCAAGAAUUGAAACUGAUAGUUUGAAAAGUGAUCAAGAUAGCAAGAGGAAUGAGUUUGAGAACUCUAAGGCUGAGUGGGAACAUAAAGAGCUUCAUCUCAUGGGUUGUGUGAAGAAAUCAGAAGAAGAGAUUUCGUCUUUGCAGGAAGAAGUAAGCAGGCUGGUCAAUCUGCUAACAGAAAGCGAAGAAGAUGCAUGUGCAAGGAAGGAGGUUGAAGCCAAUCUGAAGAAUAAUAUCAAAGAAACUGAAGAGGAGAUAAAGUAUCUACAGGAAACACUUGGUGAAGCAAAAGCUGAAAGCAUGAAAUUGAAAGAGAGCUUGUUGGACAAAGAAGAUGAGCUAAAGAACGCCAUUACAGAAAACAACAGCCUCAGAGAAUGGGAAGGUACUGUACUUGAGAAAAUCGAGGAGUUGUCAAAGGUAAAAGAAAGCUUGGUCGACAAAGAAACCAAGCUGCAGAGCUUAGCUCAUGAAGCUGAGGAGCUGAAAGUAAAGGAGGCUGCUCAUAUGAAGAAGAUUGAGGAGAUGUCAAUGGCGAAUGGAAGCUUGAUUGAUAACGUAGCCAAAUUGCAGAAUAUUGCUCAAGAAAGUGAGGAUCUCAGAGAAAGGGAAGCUGCUUAUCUCAAGAAGAUCGAGGAGGUAUCAUUGGCGAAUAAGAGCCUGGUUGAUAGCGUAACGGAUCUGCAAAGCAUUGCUCAAGAAAGUAAGGACCUCAUAGAAAGGGAAGCUGCUUAUCUUAAGAAGAUUGAGGAGUUGUCAGUGGCAAAUGAGAGCUUGCUUGAUAAAGAGAUCAAACUGAAGUGCAUCGAUCAAGAAGCUGAGGAGCUCAGAGGAAAGGAGGCUGCUCAUUUGAAGAAGAUUGAGGAGUUGUCAAAGGCGAAUGAGAGAUUGGUUGAUAUGCAGAACGUCAUUCAAGAAAGCGAGGGUCUCAGAGAAAGGGAGGCUGCUUAUCUUAAGAAGAUUGAGGAAUUGUCAAUAGCGAAUGGGAGCUUGGCUGGUAACGUAGCCAAUCUGCAGAAAAUUUCUGAAGAAAGUCAGGAGCUCAGAGAGAGAGAGACUGAAUUAGUUAAGAAGACAGAGGAGUUGUCACUGUUGAAUGAAAGCUUAGUUGAUAAAGAGACCAAAUUGCAGACAGUUGUUCAGGAAAAUGAGGAGUUGAGAGAAAGAGAGUCUGCUUAUCUUAAAAAUAUUGAGGAGUUAUCAAAGUUACAUGAAAUCUUUGCUGAUAAAGAAACCAAACUCCAGAGUUCUAUUCUUGAAAAGGAGGAGCUUAAAGAAAGAGACACUACUUAUCUUAAGAAGAUUGAAGAGUUGUCAAAGGUGCAAGAGGAUCUUCUUAAAAAAGAAAGUGAGUUGCACUGUAUGGUUGUGGAGAUUGAGGAUCUUAGAUCUAAGGAGUCUCUAGCCCAAAUGAAGAUAGAAGAGUUAUCAAAUUUCAAUACAAGUUUGCUCGUUAAAGAGAAUGAGUUACAGGCUAUCGUUUGCGAAAACGAGGAUCUGAAGUCGAAGGAGGUUUCAUCACUAAAGACAAUAGACGAGCUAUCAGAUCUUAAUCAAAGUUUGCUUCAUAAAGAAAAGGAGCUGAAGGCUGCAAUCGUUGAAAAUGAGAAGCUCAAGUCCGAAGCAGCCUUAUCCCUUCAGAGGAUUGAAGAGCUGACAAAUCUUAAACAGAGUUUGCUUGAUAAGCAGAACGAGUUGCAGGGCGUCUUUCAAGAAAACGAGGAGCUUAAAGCCAAGGAGGCUUCGUCUUUGAAAAAGAUUGAUGAGUUGUUACACCUUGAGCAAAGUUGGCUUGAUAAGGAAAGUGAGUUUCAAAGAGUUACUCAAGAAAACGAAGAGCUUAAGACGCGGGAUGCUUUAGCAGCAAGGAAAAUAGAGGAGUUGUCGAAGCUGAAAGAGAGUUUACUUGACAAAAGAACCGAGUUUCAGACUGUAAUCCAAGAUAAUGAUGAGCUGAAAGGCAAAGAAGCUGCCUCUCUUGAGAAAAUGGAGGAAUUAUCAAAGAUGCUAGAGGAAGCCUCUCCCACAAAAGAGAGACCAGUUCUUGAAAACAGUGAGCUUAUCAGCAUCGGUAACGAUUAUGACGUGGUUCAGUUUUCCGAAGUAAGUGCGGAGGAAAACACAAAGAGUGAUCCCUUUCAUAACAGAAGCAGAGACCACAAGGUGCAAGAAAGCCCCCUGGAAGCAACUGAUAAACAUUUGAUGGGUGAUAGAGAAGCAACGCAUAAGGUAGGGCACAGAAUUGAAGGAGAAGAAAAAACAGAGUCUGAAUUCAAGAUGUGGGAGAGCUACAAGAUAGAAAGAAGCGAAGUAUCACCAGAGAGAGAGACCGAGCUCGGCUCCGUCGAAGAGGAGGUUGGGUCGAAAGCAGAAGGCAGUGAGAACUUGGAUCAGUUCAGCAGUGGCUUAUCUUCAACAGACCACACAGAAGGUUCUGGAAGUCUGCUCUUAAAGAAAUACCAUAUGAAAAAAAAGAAACCGUUGCUCAAGAAAUUUGGAAACCUGCUUAAAAAGAAGAGUUCAGGCAGCAGCAGUCAGAAGUAG